Molecule: messenger RNA, 1530 nt
Organism: Aspergillus brunneoviolaceus CBS 621.78
Lineage: Eukaryota; Fungi; Ascomycota; Eurotiomycetes; Eurotiales; Aspergillaceae
Gene: tim44
Product: protein translocase subunit TIM44
Exons: 2
Coding region: 1-1530 (509 amino acids)
Biological process (GO): protein import into mitochondrial matrix
Cellular component (GO): mitochondrial inner membrane
Molecular function (GO): protein-folding chaperone binding
Source: RefSeq, a predicted model, not a curated record
AUGAUCUCCGCUACCAAAAUGUCCGCCACCGCGCGGGCGGCCACUUUACGGACCUAUGUCCCGAGCCUGAAGACUGCUUACAGCCAGCACUCCUUGGUGCAGACUUGCUCCUUUUCGACAUCGCCAGCAGUACGGAACAUUCCAUCUCUGAAUCAACAGCGCACAACACUCCCUCACCUUCUCUCUCCCUACGCCGCUCUGCCAUUGACCAGGUCCUUCCAUGUUGCCACCCCCCUCAGACAGCAACAGCAGCAGCAGCAGCAAGAAAAGGAGAAACAGUCAGAGGAAUCGAGCGAGGGAAAGAGUGAAGAACAGAAGGAGGGCGAGAAGAAGGACGCCCCUCCUCCCCCUCCCCAUGGCGACAAGACUCCCUGGCAAGUCUUCAGGGAGACUCUCCAAACCGAGUUCAAGGCAUCAAAAGAGUGGAAUGAGUCGACCAAGGCCCUCGCGUCCUCCGCUCACCAGUUCACUGAGAACGAGAACGUCAAGCGGGCUCGUGCCGCCUACGAAGCUGCCUCUGGGGCCGCGACUUCCAAGACUUCCACCGCGUUGAAGCACACCGGCAAGGCCAUCGGCAAGAGCGCUUCCUGGACGUGGAACACGCCCGUGGUGAAGGGUAUUAGAAAGGGUGUCAACGCCACUGGUUCCGGAAUCGAGAAGGUCACGCGACCUGUUCGCGAAACUGAGGCUUACAAGACUGCCGUUGGAGGCGUGAAGGAUGCCAUCGAUGACGGCAGCAGCUCUCGCUAUGGUGGUUGGGUCGAGAAGGAGGAGCGCCGGAAGCAGAGGAAAUUGCGCGAAGAGAUGGAAGCCAAGUCUGGUCGUCGCAGCGAGCCGAUGGUGGAAGAUCCCAACGCGGGAACCAACGUCACACUCCACAAGGACGCUGCUUGGAAGGAGUCGUGGCGUGAUUUCAAGGACUCGAACCCUAUGAUGCAGAAGCUCUUCACUCUCAAGAACACCUACGACGAGUCGGAAAACCCUCUCAUCACCACUGCGCGCAGCAUUUCGGAUCGUGUCGCUGGUUUCUUCGCCGAGAACGAGACGGCUCAGGUCAUCAAGAAAUUCCGCGAGAUGGACCCCAAUUUCCAGAUGGAGUCAUUCUUGAGGGAGAUGCGUGAAUAUAUCCUGCCCGAGGUCCUCGAUGCCUACGUCAAGGGUGAUGUCGAAACCCUCAAGCUCUGGCUUUCAGAAGCUCAGUUCAACGUCUAUGCUGCACUCGCUCAGCAGUACACUAACCUCGGUCUCAAAUCCGAUGGUCGUAUCCUCGAUAUCCGUGGAGUUGACGUCUCCCAUGCUCGCAUGUUGGACCCCGGUGACAUUCCCGUGUUCGUUGUGACCUGCCGUACACAGGAGGUCCACGUUUAUAAGAACGCGAAGUCUGGUGAACUCGCCGCCGGUAUGGAAGACAAGGUUCAGCUGGUUACUUACGCUAUCGGUCUCACUCGGAUACCUGAGGAUGUCAACAACCCGGAGACCCGUGGGUGGAGAUUGAUCGAGCUGCAGAAGGCUGCUCGUGACUACAUUUAA